Molecule: messenger RNA, 3757 nt
Organism: Miniopterus natalensis
Lineage: Eukaryota; Metazoa; Chordata; Mammalia; Chiroptera; Miniopteridae
Source: RefSeq, a predicted model, not a curated record
GGCCCCGCGCCCCUUGACCCCGCGCGUCCCCCAUCCCGGACCCAGUCGUCGGUUGAUCUGCGGGCGGGGGGGAUAAGGCAACACCAAUAUUGUUUUUCAGGUGCCUGCAUUUGUUCCUACUGCUUCCCUCCCAAGUGGAGCCGUGGUUUUCUGGAUGAGCAGGAGACGGGGCUUGGCUGGCCAGGGACGGAAUCGGGCCCUGCAGAGAGCCCGCCUUGGGAAGGAUGAGGAGCGGCUGCGGAGACUAACGACGCGGCGGGAGCGAUUUGAGUUGGACGCUGGGACGGAGUUCCAGGCUGUUUGAGGGCUCAAGGGCAGGAACCGUGACUGGAUCAGAAGCCCCAAGAUAGCGGCCUACUUGGCUCAGCCCUCUUGGGUCCUCUCCAGGAGGACCUGACCACCGAAGGGUCGUCUUCUGCUGCUGACCCCCAUCAAAUCCCAUCAUGCCCACAGCCCUGUGCCCCCGAGUCUUGGCUCCAAAGGAAAGUGAGGAGCCCAGGAAAAUGAGGAGCCCACCGGGAGAGAGCCCUGGCCCCCAGGGUGAGCUUCCCAGCCCGGAGUCCUCUCGACGCCUCUUCCGCCGGUUCCGCUACCAGGAGGCAGCGGGCCCCCGUGAGGCCCUGCAGCGCCUCUGGGACCUGUGCCGGGGCUGGCUGCGGCCCGAGCGGCACAGCAAGGAGCAGAUCCUGGAGCUGUUGGUGCUGGAGCAGUUCCUGGCCAUCCUGCCCCGGGAGAUCCAGGGCUGGGUGCGUGCCCAGGAGCCCGAGAGUGGAGAGCAGGCUGUGGCUGCUGUGGAAGCACUGGAAAGGGAGCCAGGGAGACCCUGGCAGUGGCUCAAGCACUGUGAGGACCCUGUGGUGAUUGACGAUGGGGAUGGCCCUCCGGACCAGGAGCAGGAGCCUCUGCCAGCAGAGCCCCAGAGCCACCUUGCAAAAAGCCAGGAAGCCCAGCCUGUGGCUCUGCCCCAGAGCCCCGGGCUUCCAAGCAGACUUCCAGGCCAACUCAGUGGGGACCCAGUUCCACAAGACCCGUCCCUCCUUCAGGAAGCGAGCUUGAGGGACACACAGCAGGUGACUGCUCUCCAGCUGCCCCUGAAACGGGUUUCUCCUUUUGAGGACAUGAUCUUCUGUUUCUCAGAAGAAGACUGGUCCCUUCUAGACCCUGCCCAGACUGGCUUCUACGGGGAGUUCAUCAUUGGAGAGGACUGCGGGGUCUCACUGCCUCCAAAUGACCCAGGAACCCAGCAGGACCUCUCCCAGGGUGAGGAGAACGAGCCAUGUGUUCCAGAGCUGCAGGACCUCCAGGGGAAGGAUGCUACCCAGGUCUCCUACUUGGACUUUCCAAGUCUCCAGCCAUUCCAGGUCGAGGAAAGAGGAAAACGGGAUGAGCUACAGGUACCAGAAUUCCAGGCCUGCGAGCAGACGACACUUGCUCAGAGCACCUGCCCAGCUGGAGGUGACUCACCGCCCCCUAAGAACAGCCUGGAUGAGGAGGUGACCAUCGAGAUCGUCCUGUCCAGCUCUGGGGACGAAGACUCCCAGCUGGGUCCCUACUGCGCAGAUGAGCCGCGGAGCCCCUUGGGGAAGCAGCACGGCACCCCCACCCCCCAGCAGAAUGGCGCCUCAGUUGGGGGCGAGGUGCAUACCUCUGGGAAGUCCUAUGUGUGCCCCAACUGCGGAAAGGUCUUCCGCUGGAGGGUCAACUUCAUCCGGCACCUGCGCAGCCGCAGGGAGCAGGAGAAGCUGCACGAGUGCUCGGUAUGUGGGGAGCUGUUCAGUGACAGCGAGGACCUGGACGGGCACCUGGAAGCCCACGAGGCCCAGAAACCUUUCCGGUGCGGCGCCUGUGGGAAGAGCUUCCGCCUCAACUCGCACCUGCUUUGCCACAGGCGGAUCCACCUGCCGCAAAGUGGACCCCGGCCGGUGAUGGGGAGCGAGCAGGGGGUGGCGGGGUCCACAGAUGGGGGGCCUGAUGCACCGCUGGCCGAGGGCCGGGCCCGGCUGAGCAUCCAGUGCUAUGACUGCGGGAAGCUGUUCCAGCGGCCUGAUCAGCUGGCGAGGCACCGCAGCAGCGUGCACGGUAAGGACCGGGCACGGCCCUUUCGGUGCCGGUACUGCGUCAAAAGCUUCCUGCACAACUCCGACCUCCUGCGCCACCAGCGCCUGCAUAUGAAACGCCGCUCCAAGCAGGCUCUCAACUCUUACUGACGCCAGACCCUCCCCGGGAGGUACCUGCCCCAGGACAGACCUCACCUUCCCACCCUUUGCUCUCAGGUAGAAAUGAGAUAGUGACCAACUGAGCAUUUCUUUUGUCUCUGCUGUGCCAAAAAGCAGGGAGGGAGGUGCGUAACCAGCUUGGACUCGCCCGGUGUUUCGGGUUGGGAGAGAGCCCCAUCCAGCGCUUCCCAAGCAGGCUGAGAGAUGGCUGCCCCAAAUGUGGUGACCCCUUGGGUUCUGUCCCUAACCACCAACUCACUACACUACCAUGAUACCUUGUCUGAACCUCCCACCCCUAUUCUGAGGUUCCAGGGUAACUGCACUUCCCAUCUGAGAGCAAGAAGCUGUGGGCAGGGUAAUGGCUAGAGAAAGGCAGUGAGGCAGGAAGUGCAUGUGGGGAGCAGGGCCAGGCACCAAUCCUGCCAUGUCACCAGCUGACCCAAGGAGCACCCACUGUUAUCAGGCAGCCCUUUCAGGGUCAAAAGCCUUGAGGGUGCUAUACAGCUGCUUGCGAAGGGGAACUGUGUCAUACUUUUAUUUAUGAUGGUGGCUGCUUAUUAGGGAUUUUGAGUACACCGAGGGCAAUACCCACAUUUUAAAUUGUAUGUUGCAUACCCUGCUAAAUGUCACUUCUUUGUACCCUGAAGGUCCCAGUAAAUGGUUGUAGGGUAGAAGCAGUUGUCAUCAUUCAAAAGGCACUUAAGUUCCCCUGCCCAUUCCAUUGUGUCCGGGAACGAGGAGCUCAGUCCCAGUGAGGGGUUCUGUUUGGGUGAGGGGCCGUGGAAACACCCUCCUGUGAGGUCAAGUUCUACAUACGUAUUAACUUAGCCUGCUGUUCAUAUUCACUUGCUAGGGCUGCCUUAACAAAGUACCAAAAACAGGGUGGCUUAGAACAACAGACAUUUAUUGCCUCAGUUCUGGAGGCUGGAAGUCCAAGGUCAGGGGGUCAGCCCUGUGAGGGUCAGCUUCUGGUGGUUGCUGGCAGUCGAUGUUCCUUGUAGAAGCAUUACCCCAUCUCUGCCUUCAUCUUCAUGUGGUGUCCCUGUGUACUUGUCUGUCUCCAAAUUUCCCCUUUUUAUAAGUACACCAGUCAUACUGGAUCAGGGCCCCCAUGCCUACUCUGGUAUAUUCCUGUCUUAACUAGUAACAUCCACAAUGACCAUAUUUCUAAGAAAGGCCACAUUCUGAUGUACUGGGGUUGGGACGUAAAUAUGAAUUUUGGGUGGUGGGGAGACAAUUCAGUCCACAAAACCAGAUAGCCUUGCAAUUAUCUGGUCAUCCCUGAUUAACAGAUGAGUCAACAGAAGCUGGAGUUGGCUUGCUGCUAUGGAAGCAGCAUAUCCUUGAAAAUUUGUGGCCUGGAGUUCUGGAUUGGGAGUGACCAUUGGCUGUGAAACCUCAAGCAACGAAAACCAUGUUCUUAUUGUUCCUGGAAGACUGGUAAUACGUCUGCCAGGCUCAAUGUCGAGAAAGCACAGAGGCUGUGGAGUGGUGGUGGCUGAAUCAAAGCCACCAGGUGGGCAUUUCCUACUAUUUGCAUG